This is a messenger RNA of Oldenlandia corymbosa var. corymbosa, 501 nucleotides long. The record is from the annotation of a GenBank genome assembly. Lineage: Eukaryota; Viridiplantae; Streptophyta; Magnoliopsida; Gentianales; Rubiaceae.
AUGGUCAGCAAAAUCAUCGAGAGAAGGAAUUGGGGGAAGGCUUCAUUCUUUCAUGACAUCUUCAUCAUCUUUAAACUGGAAUACAACCAAACAAAAAGUUGCAAAGCCGAGAUUAGGAGAACAGAAGUGAAGAAUAGAGAAAGGAAUUGCAGGAGAGAGGAAAACUCACAGUUCCUAAAAUUAUUAUCGGGGAAUUUGGGCAUGAGUGCUGGUGGUGCAUUUGGAGGAAACAGAGGGGUGAGGCCUGUACCACCAGAGAAGGGAGUCUUCCCUUUGGACCACAUGCAUUUAUGUGACCUGGAGAAGAAAGAAUACCUCAAUUGUCUUAAAUCUUCUGGUCAUAAAUCUGAAAAAUGCCGCCACCUCUCAAAGAUGUAUCUGCAAUGCCGUAUGGAAAAGAACUUGAUGGCAAAGCAAGACAUGUCAGAACUAGGAUUUGGAAGGGAAUCUGGGACAGAAGCCAUACAAGACGGAAGUGAAAAGGGUAGGUUAGAUAACUAA